GCAGUCGCAGGUCACCUGCAAGCCGAGGUGGCUCGUCGUCAGGGCCGCCUUUCCUUGUAUCUCUUCCCACUCCAAUACAGAAUCCUCUUCCGACCCGGAUUUCGACUGCGAUUCCGACUCCUGGUCAGUCUCCGUCUCCGCCCUCCCUGCCUCCCUCUUCUGCGGCUCCUUCGGGAACAGGCGAUCCUCGGAGAUGCUGUCCGAACUCUCGGAAGAGCUGACUUCUGCAUUCCAAAAGGCCUUGGCCAGGUCAUUCUUCACGUGACUGCCAGGGGGCGGGGCUUCCUGGAUCGUGCGCCGCGGUCCGCCCCUAGGGAAGCCCGCCGUGUCGCCCAUUUCCGGCUGCAACGGAGCUUCUCAGGUGGAGACGCAGAGCCAGCCUGUAGCUACGGGACAAAGAGGGUGACGCCGAGAGCCGUAGUCAUGGCGGCGCCGGAGCCCGGCCUGGCCGCCCCAAGCCCCGAGGCGCCGCCCGAACAGCAGGAAGGAGCCGGCGACUGUGCUGACCCCGCUCCCAACUCCGUGAGCUCCGCGGCCCCGGAACUCUCUGGCAGGCCCGUAGCUUCGGACGCGGCUCUGCAGGCUGAAGCCACCCCGCGGCCCGGUGCCUCUCGGCCUGGCCCCGAGACGUUUCGCCAGCGUUUCCGGCAGUUCCGCUACCAGGACGCGGCGGGUCCCCGGGAAGCUUUCCGGCAGCUGCGGGAGCUGUCCCGCCAGUGGCUGCGGCCCGACAUCCGCACCAAGGAGCAGAUCGUGGAGAUGCUGGUGCAGGAGCAGCUGCAGGCCAUCUUGCCCGAGCCGUCCCGGGCCCGGCGGCUGCGGCGCCGCGCAGACGUGCGCAUCACUGGCUGAGUAGCGGAGCCGGGGGCUCCUUGGACUGAUACCCUACCCCGAGUUAAUGAAAGUUCAAUUUUGACA
Arvicola amphibius (Eurasian water vole) is the source of this 918-nucleotide messenger RNA. It is a transcript of the gene Scand1, whose product is annotated as SCAN domain containing 1. Lineage: Eukaryota; Metazoa; Chordata; Mammalia; Rodentia; Cricetidae. The transcript is spliced from 2 exons. Bases 424 to 852 code for a protein of 142 amino acids. The record is from RefSeq and is a predicted model, not a curated record.